Messenger RNA from Blepharisma stoltei, 990 nucleotides. NCBI's taxonomy places the organism in Eukaryota, Ciliophora, Heterotrichea, Heterotrichida, Blepharismidae. The record is from the annotation of a GenBank genome assembly.
AUGGUCUCUAAUCCUUCUGAUUUAAACAUUGACAGCAUAAUUGAUAAACUACUAGAAGUUAGAGGUUCUAGACCUGGAAAACAAGUAAAUCUAACAGAACAAGAAGUCAGAGGAAUUUGCAUUAGGUCAAGAGAAGUGUUUAUGUCUCAGCCGAUCCUAUUAGAGCUUGAAGCACCGCUAAAAGUCUGUGGUGAUGUGCAUGGGCAAUAUUAUGAUUUGCUUAGACUGUUUGAGUAUGGUGGGUUUCCGCCUGAAUCAAAUUAUCUUUUCCUCGGAGAUUAUGUUGACAGAGGUAAACAAAGCCUAGAAACAAUCUGCUUACUCCUUUCUUACAAAAUAAAAUACCCUGAGCACUUCUUUCUUCUUCGUGGAAACCACGAAUGUGCCUCUAUAAACAGAAUUUAUGGUUUUUAUGAUGAAUGCAAACGAAGAUACAACAUAAAACUAUGAAAAACCUUUACAGACUGUUUUAAUUGCAUGCCAGUCGCAGCAUUAAUAGACGAUAAAAUAUUUUGUAUGCAUGGAGGGUUGUCACCAGAUCUUACCAAUAUGGAACAAGUCAGGCGAAUUAUGAGACCAAUUGAUGUUCCUGACACUGGGCUGCUAUGUGAUUUAUUAUGAAGUGACCCUGAUAAAGAAGUUCAAGGCUGGGGAGAAAACGAAAGAGGAGUUUCUUAUACUUUUGGCGCUGAAAUUGUGGCUGGGUUUUUGAGGAGACAAGAUUUAGACUUGAUAUGUAGAGCCCAUCAAGUGGUAGAAGAUGGCUAUGAAUUUUUUGCAAAAAGACAGCUAGUUACAUUGUUUUCGGCACCGAAUUAUUGUGGAGAAUUUGAUAAUGCUGGGGCUAUGAUGAGUAUUGAUGAAACCUUGAUGUGUAGCUUCCAGAUUUUGAAGCCAGCAGAGAAAAAGAUGGGUACUGCAUCAGGGAUGGCUGGUGGAAGACCUUUCACUCCUCCAAGAGCAAAAAUCCCACAAAAGAGUUUUACUUAA